AUGGCGCCACCAACCAGCUCGGAGGAGGGCGAAAUCAUCGAAAGUGUGGUGGAGGACCUCAAGGCAACUUCGUUGCCAAGCAAUGAAAGAAACGGUGUUGACCGUCAAGACAGACCCCGACGUAGAUACUCGCCGUCCAAGUCGCCCGACCGCGACCGCAGCUCAGGCGAUCGACGCAGCAACUCGCCACGCGGAUACAAACGCUCGAGAGACGAUCGUGAUUACCGCGAGCACAAUGGAGGCCGCUUCGGCAACGACUCCUCCCGACGUUUUCGGUCACAGUAUGAUGACAAUCGGGGCGGCGACUACCGACGUCCGCGCAGGACUUACCAUGACCUAGACCGGCCUUCGUCCCGAUCAUCCAACAGUACGCCGUACUCAGGUCGCGACCGCGAUCGUGACCGUGAUAGAAGCCGAGAACGAUAUGCGGAUAGGGAUCGCGAUGGCUAUCCCGAUAAGCGUGCGCGCAAGCGCAGUCGAUCUCCUCAUCGUCGCGAGCGCGCCGAAAGGUUCCGCGACGAUCGCCCUAGAAGGGAGGAGCGGCGUUUCGAGCGCUCAGGUGACUAUCUUAGAACUGUCAAGUAUGAUGAUAACAUCGACCGCAAGUCCCGGGCCGGUUCUACCGUGUCUAGGCGGUCUGAUGAAUCUGAGAUUCCACCCACAUCCAAAAAUGAUGCUAAACCAGGUCAAGGGCAUGCGGAUGAGCGGAAGUCGCCUCGCGACCACGAGGUUCCUUCUUAUACCACCCAAACAAUCCGAGAACAAGACUCUGUUGAGGAACCCGAGCCCGAGCCAGAGCCAGAGCCAUUCGAUGAGGAUGCCGAGAUUGAGCGACGUCGCAAGCGUCGUGAGGCUCUCCUCGCAAAGUCCACUCCCGCCACUCCGCUUCUUGUCCACGCUCUCCACGGUGCCGACAAGUCUUCAGUGACUUCGCCUAGCCGAUCGCCUCAAAGUACCGCUGGCCUUCAUGAAAGGGCAGCCUCUCCGCAAUCGGGUAAAGGAAUUUUCAUUAACAAGGCGAUCUCGGCUAACUCUCCAGACGUCGGCUCGCCUGCCUCGCAUGAAUAUGCAGACGAUGCGGAGCUCGACGCCAUGGGUAUCACCAACGACCAAGACCUCAUGAACGUCCACGCCAAGGGCGAAGCGAACGAUGAAGACGGCCCCUCUGCGGCUGAUUAUGACCCAACCGCUGACAUGAAGGAAGAUGGUCUCAAGGACGAGAAGCGCCAUGGUAACGUCGGCCUCCACGGAGAACGUGGCGGUCCUCUCCCGUCCCUCGUAGCAUCCACUACCGUUCCCCCGGAGGCUAGCAAGGCAAAAGAUGAGAGCGAUGAGGACGACGACUUCAACAUGUUUGCAGAAGACUUUGACGUUGACAAGUACGCUGCUACCAAGUCGAGCAAGGCAGCCGCAGAACAGGGCGCCGACGCGGACGGUGCCGGCGGACUUCUUGAGGAUGUGGACAAGGACGGCUAUUACAAGAUGCGUAUUGGUGAGGUAUUGAAUGGGCGGUAUCAAAUCCAGACGACUCUAGGCAAAGGCAUGUUCUCGGGUGUUGUGCGUGCAGUCGACAUUACGAACAAGAAGCUAGCUGCGAUCAAGAUCAUGAGGAACAACGACGCGCUGAGGAAGGGCGGAUUCACGGAGAUUGCCAUUCUUCAGAAGCUCAACGAGGCGGAUCCGGAUAAUCGUAAGCACAUUGUCAGAUUUUGGCGGCACUUCGAUCACAAAGGUCACCUCUGCAUGGUGUUUGAGAACCUCAGCCUGAAUCUGAGAGAGGUGCUGAAAAAGUUUGGAAAUAACGUCGGCAUCAACCUCAACGCCACUCGGGCCUACGCCCAUCAGAUCUUUGUCGGCCUGGCUCACCUGCGAAAAUGCGGUAUCAUCCACGCCGAUUUGAAGCCCGACAACAUUUUGGUCAACGAAAGUCGCAACAUGCUCAAGAUCUGCGACUUGGGAACGGCCAUCGACAGACUAGAUGCAGCAACAGCGCAUAACGAAAUCACGCCGUACCUCGUCAGUAGGUUUUACCGAGCUCCAGAGAUUAUGCUCGGGAUGCCGUACGACUAUGCCAUCGACAUGUGGUCCAUCGGAUGCACGCUCUACGAACUCUACACGGGCAAGAUCCUAUUUACGGGCGACAGCAACAACCAGAUGCUCAAGUCGAUAAUGGAGAUUAGGGGUAGGAUCGCGCCCAAGUCGUACCGUCGCGGCGAGCUUGCGGCUAUGCACUUUGAUGAGAAGGGGAACUUCAUCUCCGUCGAGCGGGACAAGGUGCUUGGCAAAACCACGGUCAAGACUCUCGCCUUGAUCAAACCAACGCGCGACCUCCGCACACGCCUCAUGGCCGCGUCAUCCGGCAUGGAUGAUGCAGAAACCGGCGAUCUUAGCCACUUUAUCGACCUGCUCGAACAUUGCUUGGCCCUUAACCCAGACAAGCGGAUCAAGCCCUCAGAGGCCUUGCGGCAUCCGUUCUUCACGUCGAGGACGGGUGUUGUUAGGCGCUGA
Molecule: messenger RNA, 2508 nt
Organism: Scedosporium apiospermum
Lineage: Eukaryota; Fungi; Ascomycota; Sordariomycetes; Microascales; Microascaceae
Exons: 4
Coding region: 1-2508 (835 amino acids)
Biological process (GO): mRNA cis splicing, via spliceosome; peptidyl-serine phosphorylation; peptidyl-threonine phosphorylation
Molecular function (GO): protein serine/threonine kinase activity; ATP binding
Source: RefSeq, a predicted model, not a curated record